Messenger RNA from [Candida] anglica, 1191 nucleotides. The record is from the annotation of a GenBank genome assembly. NCBI's taxonomy places the organism in Eukaryota, Fungi, Ascomycota, Pichiomycetes, Serinales, Debaryomycetaceae.
AUGUAUAUGGAAGCAAUUAAGUCCUUGGUGGAUGGCCAAAGAGAGCUUGAUCAGAUAGUGGCCAAGGAUACAGAGAGAAAACAACUUAUUAGACUUGCAGUGGUUCAAGCACUUCGAUUGAAUGGAUCAAUAAAUCAAAAGAAAAAUGCCAGCAGAGAACCUACACCCACGACAAUAUCACCAAAUCAUGAAUACGAAUUAAUUAUCAACAAGUUGAAGCAGGAACAUGCAACGAAGGACAAGGUUUUUGAAUCCAAGAUCGAGACACUUAAGGAUGAAUUGGCUAGAUUGAAACAACAGAUCAAAGAGCAAAAUGAGACUGUACUGGCAGUUCAGUCAAUGACAAACUAUAAUACCAAAUCAAGGCAUAGUGGGAAUAAUAUUAACUCAUCGUUCUCAACCUCACCUUAUGUGAGUAAACUUUUCAAUUCAAAGAGUUACCUUUCUCCAACCACCAAUUCUUUAAAUAAAUCUAUCAGUGGAUCAACUAGUACUGCCACAUCACUUGCUGAUGUACUGACAAUCUUAUCUCCCAUUCAACCUAAACGGAAGGUGAAUCUAGCUGCUACCAAGCCGAAACGUUCGUAUUUCAAUUUCAAUCAUAUGAAAAAAUUCCAUGAAGAGGCCAUGGCUUUAGGUAUUCUGACAGAUAUUGAAGUUCCCAUCAAGAAAGGGAAUGAUCAGAAAUUGAAUGUAAGAGGAGCAUCAGUAAGUAAAGCUGUAGAUCUGCUGUCGAUUUUGGGGAGUUUGGAAACAUCUGAAGUAGUGAAAACGCCCUCAAAACAAGUACAAGCGGCAAAUACAAGUGUCACAAAUGUCACCAAUUUCCUCACCGACGGAGAUGAAGAAGAAGAAGAUGGAGAAACAACAUUUGCAAGUGCAAACUCUACAUUGAAUGGACAGAUUCCAUCUUCUAGUUCAGAUGAAAAGGGAACGAAAAAGAAGAAGAAACUUCAACUUUGGAAGUCUGAAGCUACUAAAAUCACCCCUUCAGAGGAUGUUAACAAUAAUAGUCCAAAUAAGGGACUUAAUCUUGAGGAUGAAGAGACUAACACCUUGAAUUAUUACCAAGAUUCUAACUUUUUAGAAGAUACAGAGACACCAAAGAAGUUAAAAAGAAAUGCUCGAGAUCGUGCAGCUAGUGGUAAAGUCACUAAAAAGAGGAAGAAGAAUGUUUUCAAAAUUGAUUGA